Molecule: messenger RNA, 218 nt
Organism: Funneliformis mosseae
Lineage: Eukaryota; Fungi; Glomeromycota; Glomeromycetes; Glomerales; Glomeraceae
Source: the annotation of a GenBank genome assembly
AAAGACUCCGCGACGAAGUUAAUGACUUUCUCAGAAAUGAUAAUAGAUCAUCUUAUCUCAAAAUGACGUAUGAGAAAGUCUUAUUUCUGGUAGUGUUUACUGGAAAGAAAAAAUACUACGGCAUUCCGCAUACAAGCAAGUCCAACUUUAAUAAUAAGCUUUUUAUUCGGGGAGUUGAGAUUGUAAAACGAGGAAGUCAAGCCUUUUUCGCAAAGUAG